Messenger RNA from Anopheles bellator, 1353 nucleotides. It is a transcript of the gene Hs6st, whose product is annotated as heparan-sulfate 6-O-sulfotransferase 1. The transcript is spliced from 5 exons. The record is from RefSeq and is a predicted model, not a curated record. Gene Ontology annotation, molecular function: heparan sulfate 6-sulfotransferase activity. NCBI's taxonomy places the organism in Eukaryota, Metazoa, Arthropoda, Insecta, Diptera, Culicidae. Gene Ontology annotation, cellular component: membrane. The coding region runs from base 1 to 1353 and encodes 450 amino acids.
AUGAAGAAGGUAAUGAUCCCUUCGUUGGAUAUGAAAAAGAGCAUUUCCGUGAAGGUAGAUAGUGAUCUGACUUUACUGCUGUCCAGUGGAGUGUACGAAAUCAAGAAGAUGGAGCCUCGCCGGCGGCUCCGACCGAUCGCCUACGUCUGCCUGUUUCUCGCCAUCGCCGGCAUCAUCGGGUUCGGGUACUUCUGUCCGGAUCAGGUGUGUGCCUUGUCGCGGCGGGAUGUCACCUCAUCGGCAGGUCUGGGCGCGUCCGGAUCCGGUGGUCUGGAGCUGACCGGUGGCUACGAGCACGACAAUCUCGGCAAACCGGUCCAGCAGAAUCUGCUGGCGAACCCGGGCCUCAGCUACGAGGAGGUCCUGAACGAUGACUUCCAGUUCGACAUGAACGCACACGACGUGAUGGUGUUCCUGCACAUCCAGAAAACCGGCGGCACCUCGUUCGGUAAACACUUGGUGCGUGAUUUGGAUCUCAAGAGGCCUUGCACCUGUCAGCGCAAGAAGAAACGCUGCUACUGCUUCCGGCCGCACCGCAACGAGAACUGGCUGUUCUCGCGCUACUCCACCGGCUGGAAGUGCGGGCUGCACGCAGACUGGACCGAGCUGACCGGCUGCGUCGACCAGGAGCUCGACAAGAACGAGGGCGAGACGGCGAAGCGGCGCUACUUCUACAUUACGCUCCUGCGGGCCCCGAUCGCGCGCUACCUGUCCGAGUUCCGGCACGUGCAGCGUGGCGCCACGUGGAAGAAUGCGCGCCACUGGUGCCUGGGACGGCAGGCAACCGCCGACGAGCUGCCACCUUGCUACGACGGUGCUAACUGGAACGGCGUGGCGCUCGACGAGUUUGCCCGGUGCGAGAGCAACCUGGCCGCCAACCGGCAGACCCGUAUGCUGGCUGAUCUGGCGCUGGUCGGGUGCUACAACAAAACGUACAUGCCGGCGGCCGAACGGGACCGGAUCAUGCUGGCGAGCGCGAAGCGCAACCUGGCGGCCAUGUCGUACUUCGGGCUGACCGAGUACCAGAAGAUCUCGCAGUACAUCUUCGAGGAAACGUUCAACCUGCGGUUCGCGAUACCGUUCGAGCAGCACAACACGACCGUGUCGACGGUGACGAUGAACAGCCUGACGACGGCCCAGCGGGCCCACAUCGACCAGCUGAACGCGCUCGACAUCGAGCUGUACGCGUUCGCGAAGAAGCUAAUGUUCCAAAGAUUUGAACGGCUCAAAGCCAAAGAUAACGACUUCGAGGUGCGGUUCGCGCACUUGGGCAACCUGGGCGUGCGGAACGGGGUGACGGAGUUCAACUGGGACAGCAACAUUGACGACAUGCCCAGCAACGAGCAUCACUGA